AUGGACGGUGUGUGGAAGGGCUGGGUGCUGCUAAUCGCUCUCUACUUGGCUUCCUCCCAAGCUGUGGCGAGCCCCCUCUCCUGGCAGAAAGAGUGCACAGAGGGGCCUGAGAACUGGUGUCAGGAUUUGCAGACGGCUUUGCGGUGUGGGGCUGUGGAGCACUGCCAGCAGACUGUUUGGAACAAGCUUCCUGUGAAAAGUAUCCCUUGCCAUAUGUGUAAAAUGGUGGUAUCAAUGCUUGGGAAGAUCUUGCAGGACAAUCACACAGAUGAAAGGAUCCGUGCUUUCUUGGAAAAGUCAUGCCAGUACCUUCCUUUCCAGGACUGGUCAGUCAAGUGCAAGAAGAUGGUGGAUACUGGCAUGAUAAUGAUCGUAGAGCUGAGCAAACAAGUAUUGUCCAACCCUGACGUAGUAUGCCGUGCCAUCACCUUGUGCAAAUCCAUGGAGACUCAUGAGGACACUCUGAAGAUUCAGAAGCCACUGCAGUCCAAUGAGAUACCUGUAAUGGACUUCCCUGAAAUGGUGUCUCCCUUCCUUGCUAAUGUCCCUCUUCUCCUUUACCCCCAGGACAAAACCCAGCAAGAGGCCUUGGAGGGAGGACACUUGUGUGGAGACUGUGUUCAGCUGCUUGCUGACAUUCAGGAGAAAGCGAGAACCGGGCCUUUCUUCACUGAGUCCUUAGUUGCUACUGCCAAGCAACUGUGUGAACACUUGGGACCUAACAUGGCUGCUGGGUGCAAGAGCUAUAUUUUUGAAUACUCAGAGUUUGCCAUCCAGUUUAUGAUGCACAUGCAACCGAAGGAUAUUUGUGGCAGAGCUGGAUUCUGUCCUUCCCUGAAAUCUGUGCCCCUCCAGUCUCUGGGACCAGCUAAAGUGAUGCAUAUGUCCAAUAUGAAGGCGCUUGUGGAGCAGGAAAACCUGGGACCAGAAAAUAAAGCUCCCCUGUGCAGUAUGUGUGAGAUUGCGGUAAAGGCAGCAGAGAGCCUGCUGAACAACAACAUGACAGAGGAGCAAAUAGUCCAUGACAUGGAGAAGGUCUGCUACAUGCUACCUCAUGGUGUCUUAGGGCAGUGUAAGGACUUUGUGGACUCCUAUGGCAAGGCUGUCGUUGUCAUGUUGUUGGAAGCAACUAAUCCCGAAGUUGUAUGCAUCAUGCUGAAAUGCUGCCCCAAGAGUAGCCCUUCACACACUGAGAGAAGUGCCCUGGAGCCGUUACCGGUAAAUGUUGGCGAGUUCUGCAACGUGUGUCAGAUUGUUGUAACUUAUAUUGACAAUGAGCUGGAGGAGAACGAGACACAGGCUGAAAUUGGGACUCUGCUUGUGAAGGGCUGUCAUUUACUGCCAAAACCCUUCACAGACAAGUGUGAUGAGAUUGUGCUGCAGUAUGAACCAGAAGCCCUACGACUCCUGGUACAGAUAUUGGAUCCUUCUUUUGUGUGCACUAAAAUAGGAGCUUGUGUAUCAUCCAAAGAGGAUCUCAUGGGUGAAGAUCCAUGUGUGUGGGGCCCAAGCUACUGGUGUAAGAACAUGGAGACUGCAGCUCAGUGCAAUGCCGUUGAGCACUGCACACGUCAUAUAUGGUACUAGAAGAAACCUUUCCAGCUGAAAAUGUUUGCCAUGGUUUUGAUUAAGCAUCCUGGAUUUGUUUGGGUGGGGACAGGUGAGAGGUCCAGGUCAGUUCAAGAGCUGUCUCUCUCCUCUCCCUUCUGAAGGGCCUGUGCCUUCAGGUUUGUUCGCAGUGCUGCUGCCAUUUAGGGAUCUCCUCUGCAAUGCUGACUCAACAAAAGCCUUAAAACUGUACCGUUCUUUGUGCAUUUGGAGCAGAGGAGUUGUUGGGUGGGGAGUGGUGUAGCGU
This is a messenger RNA of Terrapene triunguis (Three-toed box turtle), 1855 nucleotides long. RefSeq names its product prosaposin-like. The transcript is spliced from 14 exons. NCBI's taxonomy places the organism in Eukaryota, Metazoa, Chordata, Testudines, Emydidae. The coding region runs from base 1 to 1587 and encodes 528 amino acids. The record is from RefSeq and is a predicted model, not a curated record. Gene Ontology annotation, biological process: sphingolipid metabolic process. Gene Ontology annotation, cellular component: lysosome.